Molecule: messenger RNA, 1566 nt
Organism: Neohortaea acidophila
Lineage: Eukaryota; Fungi; Ascomycota; Dothideomycetes; Mycosphaerellales; Teratosphaeriaceae
Exons: 2
Coding region: 375-1313 (312 amino acids)
Source: RefSeq, a predicted model, not a curated record
UUUCUCGCCUCUCGGCCCCAGCCUGUGCAAAUAGGAACGAGGCCUGAUCGUGCAAUGCCGCCAAGCGGGUAUGGUGGUGGAGUAGGCGAGCACAUUUGGUUAGGGUUGGCACCGUUUUGGGGAUUUUGUCAAGAUUCCCGCCGGCGGAUGUUGCUUUUGUGGGUGGCGUAUAGCUAAGGGCCUGGCAUCAUCAGUCAGCGCAAUUUCGUGGGGCCGUGACUCGAUGGCCGUGCCUGUCCCUCGUAUCUGCUGUUGGGAAGCAGGCAAGCAGGCAAGCACGCCGAGGAAAGCGACCUGGUCGAGGGUGGUCUGAUCGAGAGAUUAUGAAAUCACAAUAAUCCAGACUCGUGCAUGUCUUCCCAAAGCAGGCGUUGAUGGUGCCCGCCGCGAUCGACGUUGCAUUCUUGGAGGGCGGAUUGCCGGGGCGUGAAUGGAGUGUUUCGCCAACCCCCCUCCCCCCCAGUGCCCCCACUGCCCAACCCAUCCCGGCUUCUGGAGGGCAUCCCUGCUCUCGACCGCGGCCUCCGCCAGCGAAUAGCCUGUGCUUCUUAAAGAAUUCAACUGCCUGCCUGCCGCUGCCUGGCCGGAUUGUCCGUCCGCGUCGUCCCUUCCCACCCUGCUUUUGUUGUUGCAGUAGACGCGCAUACCGCACUGCACCCCAACCUCCUAGCCUCCCUCCGAUCUCUGCUCCGAUCGUCGAGCCUUUUGCGCGCCGGCCCGUCCUGCAUCGAUCUGGCAGUGUGCUUGCAGCAACGCAGCAGCACGCCGCCUCGGUUCUGCCGGAGUGCGUCGUUAGCUACUCUAGCCAGCUGCACGCCGCGCCUGCCACCGUCGCAAACGAGCAGCGCCCUGCUCCUUCCCUGCAACAAACACGCGAGCCGCCCACCUCCUCGCCCCAGCACCACCCGCUCAACCGCGGAAAGCAAUCCCAGAGGCAAGUCCACCACCAGACCUCCUUCGCAUCGAGCGCGGGAGUGCGUGCGUUGCGAGGAGUGUUGGCCCCAUCUCGCCUUGCCUUGCCCUGCCCUGCCCGCCCUGCCCUGCCCUGCCCGCCGCCCAACCCGAAUUCUGGCUUGCUGCUAUCCGGCCAAUCGCCGCGCAGCGCUAGCCAGCCUCCCGCCGCCCACAAAGAUUGCCGUCCGUCUUCGGCGCUCUCCCCGCCAUUGAUCCCACGGUGCUACGACCUGUUACGAUUCUUCACGACCCCUUACGACUCCUUGCAUUCACGAGAACGACCGUCCGUCCAGAGAAUUAGCAGCAGCAGCAGCCUGUUUGGAUUGCCCCGUCCGUGUUGGAAGCGAGCAUCUCAGUGAUCAUUGACGAUACCGCCUGUCCCGCUUGACCCCUCCACCACUCCUUCUUCACGCCCGCACCACUCCCUCACGACCACCACUACGAACUUCACGAAUCCCACGCCGAGCAACGCAUUUCCGCUUCGUGCCAUCCCCUCCACCCCACCCCCCUCCACCCUUCCGCUCUACCGGGUAGUCUUGCGACUACCUCCGACUUCCCGUCGCCCCCUCCGAGAAGCUGGCGCACUCAUCGCUGGAGUACAGCGCCCGAGAC